GAGAGACAGGGAUCGAGAUAGGGAGCUCCUGAUCCCCGUCGGGAAUGGGGCGCUCGGCAUCGACGGAGAGGACGUGGCGUUGGUGUCGACGGCGGCGACGGCGGUGGCGGUGCCGAUCAUCGCCCCUCCGACGUCCUCCGCCCGCCACCUCCACCACACCACCGGCAUCGAGGCAUUUUCCAAAGUUAUUCGGAGCUGGGCCUCCAAGAAAUUCAUGACUGGAUGUGUGAUUUUGUUUCCAAUAGCUAUGACUUUCUACAUUACCUGGUGGUUCUUCCGAUUCGUCGACGGAUUCUUUUCACCAAUUUAUACUCAUCUCGGAAUCAAUGUUUUCGGACUAGGUUUUAUCACUUCAAUCAUCUUCAUAUUUAUGGUGGGUGUGUUCAUGUCCUCAUGGUUGGGGGCUUCUGUUCUCGGCCUCGGCGAGUGGUUCAUUAAGAAAAUGCCGCUCGUGCGCCAUAUCUACUCCGCCUCGAAGCAGAUAAGCGCAGCCAUAUCACCAGAUCAGAGCUCUCGAGCCUUCAAGGAAGUGAUCAUCUUACGCCACCCGCGUAUUGGCGAAUACGCGAUCGGUUUCAUUACUUCGACAGUGAUUCUUCGCAGUAGCGCAGGUGAUGAGGAGCUUUCAUGCGUCUACGUGCCGACCAACCACCUCUACCUCGGAGAUAUAUUUCUUAUGAGCAAAAAUGACGUGAUCAGGCCGAACUUAUCUGUGCGAGAAGCAAUCGAGAUUGUUUUAUCCGGUGGAAUGUCAAUUCCACAGAUCAUAUCUACAGUGGAGGGGAUUACUGUUCUUGAUGACAAUGUGAGAAUAGGGAAAAGCCCUUAAAAUUACCAAAAGCUUAGUGAGAAAAUGGAAAUAUUUCUAUCGCUUGGAUGGAUCAUCACAUACUACUCUAUCUCUUCACACUGGGUAACAUAUUAUAGUUGCUUAUUUGCACCCUUUCUUGUUUUUCUUUUUUUUUUUCUCCCCUUAAUUUUCAUUUUACUACAACCAAUCGGGUUGAGAUUUUCACACUGAAAAAGAUUUAGUUGUUUAUCUAGCUAUAACCUCUUUUUGUUCUCCAUUCACAAGUGCAGGAGAAAGAGACUCACUUUUUUUUCUUUUGUUUUUAAUUGCAUGGAAAAGAUUUUUGUAUUGAUUUUGAUUGUAACUAGAAGUUGUGAAAUUGCUAUCUUUUU
This is a messenger RNA of Ananas comosus (pineapple), 1182 nucleotides long. Its product is annotated as protein LIKE COV 3-like. Bases 215 to 829 code for a protein of 204 amino acids. The transcript has 6 exons. The record is from RefSeq and is a predicted model, not a curated record. NCBI's taxonomy places the organism in Eukaryota, Viridiplantae, Streptophyta, Magnoliopsida, Poales, Bromeliaceae. Gene Ontology annotation, cellular component: Golgi apparatus.